AUGCCAUCUCUUUUCAGAAUAUGCAAUGUCUUUGGCGCCGUUCCAGACUGUGGCGACCAAUGGAACAUUGUCAAAGGAGCCUUCCACCACAUCAAGGGUUCCUCCAAACACGAUGACGACAACAUGACUGUCAAUACAGAAGCCAGCGAAGACCCGAUCAAUGAUAAAAUUGAGUCCGCAGUGCUCAUCCAGGCCCACGUCCGAGGUAUGAUGACACGCCUCACGAUUCUAAAACGGCUCAAGAUGGAAAAGAGAGCACGGAUCGAGGCCAACCUCGAAGAAAUUCACGAGAUCCUAAAGACCAACAAACAGCUCUACAAUCGAUGCAAACCAAAUAUUCGAGGAGGAAGGGGACUUCCAAGAACAGUCAUCACAAGGAUAGGCUUCGUAUCUGUGCUUGCCACAACAAGAAAUAAUUCGUUGAGGCUUACCACUCGCGCAGAGCGACAAUACCAAUCAUUUGACACCAGGUGCAUGUCCGAGCUACCCAAAAAGAUUGAUGGCAUCUUUGAAGUUGAUCGUGGAGAUCAAGGCUUUAUUGAUUACAGUGCUUUGCUGGAAAAGCUGUUGCUCUUCCACGAUGAUAUUCUGGAGUUGAUUUUGGAACUAUUCAAGACUCAGCUCCAGUCUGUAACCGAGACUCUCGCCGAAAUCUACGAAUGGAUUCAUGAAGUAAAUACUCACACAGAGUACCUUCAAGAUACAUUUGACCUUGGCGAUGAAUUGGAGCUUCCGGAAGAAUGUCAACUGGGCGCAACCAGUGGGUCAUCUGCAUCCCUCGUCCAGACCCUAAAGGUGAUCAACUUCGAUAGGAGCAUGCGAAUGACAGCUGCAUUUGAUAUCCAACAAGAGCGAGAUCAGAACAGACUGCACGAAUUUCUGAAGUUCCUUCAAGAAGACCAAACGCCGUAA
Cylindrotheca closterium is the source of this 912-nucleotide messenger RNA. Lineage: Eukaryota; Bacillariophyta; Bacillariophyceae; Bacillariales; Bacillariaceae. The record is from the annotation of a GenBank genome assembly.